CACUCGCUCAGCCAACCCCAUCGUCAUGUUCUGUGUCUUCCCGCGUGCGUGUUAGGCCUAGAGGUUCGAAGAAGGGCGGCCAUAACCAACCAUUGGCAUAAUUAAUCGAAUUCGAAUUCACAUAUCACUAAUUCACUGCCGACUCACGGCUUCAUUUCAUUACACGGCUGGUGCCGACUAAGCUCGCACAGAUUCUGUGUGAAGUGACUUUUACCUCACCAAGGAGACUGGAUCAGCAACAAUCCCCAGCGACCAUGGCACCCUCACUUAAUGCCCAUUCUUCGUUUACGCGGCCGGGCACCCGCGACCGCGAAGGUCGACCUGUGACUCGUGACCAAGGCGAUAACAACCUCAUUAUUCCUAGCCGGACGUCGUCUCUUCACUCACGCAUAACUCAACCCAUUCCCGGCACUCUCAAUGGCAAACCGCAGCAGCGGACUCCCAAGACCCUCACUCAUGCCUACAUGGUAUGUGGUGUCGGCCGUGAACCCUCUCAGUGGGUAAAAGCGCCUGCUCCGACCCAAGGCAAGAUCGGCCAUAUGAAGGGCGCUGUCGGUCAGUUUUGGUUGCCAGAAAUUCUUGGUAGCAGUCCGAGACUGGAACAGGACAACGAUAUCGCUAGGGCCCUGCAUGCUGCUAUGCGCGCUUGCUUCCCUCACGAUGUCGAGAUUUGCACCGGCCGUAGUCAGCCUCACUGCGUCCACCACGCUUUUGUGCUUCAACAGGACUCCUCUCACACGCUUUACGGAAUAUGCUUGCGUGUGUGGUCGCGCGCCGACGAAAAACGAGCUGAGACGAUUCGCGACCUCCGCAAGCGCACCGAAACCGAUUUCUACGACAACCCGGAUGAGACCUACUGGAUCCCCUACUGCUUGUCUUUCCUCUCCCGGUAUCCUCUAUACAACCUGCUUGGAGACUAUUUGAGAGGGAUGUGGAUUCACUGGAAUAAGGCAACUAAUCUUUUCCACGCCGAAGAGGUUUCUCGAAUUCUCAGCUUUCCGGCACCGCGAUUGAACGACUUGGUACGGAUUGAUAUGAAGGAUUAUGCUUUAUGUUACCAAUUUCCUUCAUCGCCUACUGGCUUCCAGAAUUUCGCUAUGUGGCCGCUCUGGAGUUGCUUGUCAAUUCCGAACAUUGUAGGCGUGGUUGAAGCAGCCAUGUCACCCACAAGACGGAUAAUUUUUGUCAGUCAUUACCCUGCGAUGCUGACUGCCGCGGCCGAAACCGUUCGUUUCUGUGUCCGAGUUUACGAGUGGAGCGGCUUGUACGUACCUGUUGUCCAUGCUCGUCACGCGACGGAUCUUGUCCAGGAACCUGGACCAUAUAUCCUUGGUAUUACAGCGGAAUGCCGGACGCUUUUCACUGCGCCCACCGAUGCGCUUGUUGUUGAUCUUGAUCGCAACUUUGUUCUCACAUCAAGCCCACCUACUGCUUUGAGUCCCAGCCAGCGAAACAAGUUCGUCACUCGGUUGACCAAUGCGUUGAAUGGUGAUGUCACUCCCUCUGGCGUCCCGCAGCACCUGCGAUCUGCUUAUGGAGGCGGGAAGCUUGUUCCUGCUGGGCAGAUCAUUGUUAUGCGUGGCGAAGUUGAGUCAAUUCAAGACCCUGAGUGGUGGAACCAAGACGCUGUUAUGGCCGUGAUGGAUCACGUUUGUGAAAAGAUGGGACGCAACACCGGGUUGAAGGCUGUUUUCGGGGGCUCGGUGAAGAAGCCACUCAUGACUAAGGUGUCAAUGAGACAUCUCAACGAAAUUGUUAGGGAACGCAAUCAGUACUCGCGAGAUGCUAUGGAAGCAUGGCAAGACUUCAUCAACCUAAAGGGUCGCAUGGAUACGGAACUCGCCAAGGUUACCAAGCGAAACAACUACCUGGUGGAAGAGCUUGAGAACUGGAAGCAACAGUUCCUUAAGUUUGAGGCUUUUGCCGAGCAACUCACCAAGGAAACGCAAGAUCUCAAGACAAAGAUUGAGACCCAUAAGCGAGAGAAUCGCAGAUUGGUCGGUCUUGUCGAUCAGCAGAAGGAUGAUAAUGCUCGCCUUGCUGUCCGUUUGACUGGCACCGAGAAGCAGCGCGAUGACGCUCUUGAAGCGCUCGUGUUGCAGCAAGAAAUUGCCGAGGAGCUUGAGCGUGAGCGCAAGAGGAACAAGAAGGAGCUGGCCGCGCUCCAACAGACAAAUGCCACCAUGGUCCGGCAGCGAGAUGAAGCCCGACGCGUGGUUCUGCACCUACGCAGCCUGAUUGGAGGUCAGUCGCAUCAUAUGGAACACCUCGUUCGUUCUCUCACGACCCCUGAUGAGAUGAUGAGCGAACUUGGAGAGAGCUUCGACGAUGAGGAGGGCGAAGAGGUCGAGUCUAAUGGUCGCCUUGGUACCCCAAGCCGGGCUCAGAAGCGCAUAUCCGCUGCCAGCUUCAAGGAUGUAGCGGACCGUCAUCUCAAGGAUAAGACUGAUGCUAUUGCUCAUAUUAUUAGAAAUAUUGCUGAGCAGUGUCAGGCUGCCGUGGAGGGCCUGCAGCUUGCUCACGAUGCUGAAGGCGAGCGUCGCUCACCUAGGCUCUCCCGCCGUACCAGCAAGCUCUCAGGUACACAUGAUGAGGAUAGCCACGAUAACUCAGCUUCCGCCUCAGAGGCCGGAGAGGACAGCCUGCUCCAUCCUUCUGGACGAUACUCCAGCGUCCCCCCUACGCCGGAUUUGAUCCCCAACCGCAGCAGCACUUCCAUGUCGUAUGCCUCGACAAUGACGACACCGGAACGAACAAGCCAGCAAUGGAAUGUCUCAGCUGAGAUUCCCACAAAAAUCGUAGAGGAUGACGAAGAUGACCUAGCUGAUCGAAGUGAGGGUGAGGGAGUUCCUCAGGAGCCUACGGUCAUGAGCAAGCACAGCUUGCUUCAUCGGGCCUCAGGUGCUCGUAUCAGUGCUUUUGGCGGUGCGAGGUAAAUUCGGCACGCUUUCCGCUGUGCUGAAGGGGUUUUGCUUUUGGAUGGAAUAUGAAAUACCUUUCUUGUUUCCAGCAGCCAUGAGACCUAGAGAUGAGCCUUCGUGUUGUUUUUAUCUUUCUCUGUGUAUAUUGGAUGUAUUGGCUCAUUUGUGUGCUGAUAUGCAAAGUUGGCACCCGGCGUUGUCCCGACAGGACUGGCUUUUUUUUUCUAUCUAUUUUAUCUGUUGCUCCAUCUAUCUAUCUAGCUGACAACUCAUAUAAUUUUUUUACGCAUCCUCAAUAUUCUCAAGAUAAGAGUAU
Molecule: messenger RNA, 3237 nt
Organism: Xylaria bambusicola
Lineage: Eukaryota; Fungi; Ascomycota; Sordariomycetes; Xylariales; Xylariaceae
Product: AEX-3 domain protein
Exons: 5
Coding region: 255-2936 (893 amino acids)
Biological process (GO): regulation of Rab protein signal transduction
Cellular component (GO): cytoplasmic vesicle
Source: RefSeq, a predicted model, not a curated record